CGGGGCAGGCGCGGCGCGCGGGGACCCAGGCGGUGGCGGCCGCCGGGCGCAGCGGGUCCGGCGCGGGGAGCCGGGCUCAGCCUCGGCCUGCGCCAGCCCCGACCCUCGCCACCCGAGGCCGGCCUGGGGGGCCCGCAGGGCGCGCGGAGCGCCGAGUGCGCGUCGGGCCGGGCCCCGCACCUCGGCACAGGAGCGCGGUCGCGGCGCGGCGGAGCGCCAGGCAUGGAGCCGGCCCGGGAGCCCCCCGCGCGGGCCCGGCCGCCGCCGCCCCCCGCCGUCCGUCCCGCGGCCGCCCCCGCCGCGCCCAGGCUGCGCUCGCCCGCCGAAGCGGAGGGCCGCGGUCCCGAGGGGCUGCUGCGGCGAUCGGGGUCGGGCUACGAGGGCAGCACCAGCUGGAAAGCGGCCUUAGAGGACACCACCACGCGUCUCCUGCUGGGGGCCAUCGCAGUGCUUCUGUUCGCCAUCCUGGUGGUGAUGAGCAUAUUGGCUUCCAAGGGCUGCAUCAAGUGCGAGGCGCCCUGCCCGGAGGACUGGCUGCUCUACGGAAGGAAAUGCUACUUCUUUUCUGAGGAACCGAGAGACUGGAACACGGGCAGGCAGUACUGUCACGGCCACGAGGCCGCGCUGGCUGUGAUCCAGAGCCAGAAGGAGCUGAUUCCCCAUCUCGGGCCCAGGGGAGUGCGUCUUCGUGGAGCCCACCAGGCUGGUGUCGACGGAGUGUUUGAUGACCCGGCCCUGGGUGUGCAGCAAGAUGGCCUACACAUGAGGCCCAGCUCGAGCUCCCUGGGACUCCUUCUAGGACAGCAGCAGCCCUCAGUGACCACUCCCUCACCCCAACACCUCCAGCACUUAAGACUGAGCCUUUCACACCACCGGAGUCUGUCGGAAGUUUUCGUCUGUGACUCAUCUCUAAAGUCAUCUGACCGCUCUUGGCAUCUGAUUAUAAGCCCCUGGAUAGCAGGGAUUAUGUGUCACUGGCCUCUUUGUAGCACACAUAGCAUGUGCUCAAAAAAAACUGUUGUAUAUGACAAUAAGAUUGCCCCCAAAUGUCAUCUCUGAAACUCUUUGCCAUGGUGGGAGACAGCAGUGGCCGGCCAUCAUAAGAGGCUCGUCUUUUUGGCUUUGGUGGGCGUGGCAUGAUUUUAGAGGCCCGGCAAGAUGCACUCUUUAGUUUGUUUUGCUUCAGCUAAGUUAGCUCGCUCACAUUCCCUAAGCGUGUAGAUACUGGGUGGCCUGAGUGGAGGUGACAGGGAGCACCCGGGCCGUGAGGGAGAGCUGCCUUCACCUCCAGAACAUAUUCUGCACAUACACAGAGCCCAGCUGGUGAGGGUGAGGGGCUGGCUGUGAGUGGAAACCAGGCCCGGGGAGGGUGUCCCUCAGUGACUGGGGCUGGCGGCUGAAGAUUCCUGUGGUCACCAGGAUAAUUAUGCUAAUAUCACUGUGCUGUCUGUGAAAGACGACCUGGUUUUCAGAAAUGCCCACUGUCUGCUGUGUACUUAACACCAGGAGGGGGUGGAGGUAGAGGAGGGAACUGCUCUUUCCUUAGUCUGUAAAGAACUCCAAACCGGGAGCAAGUAUGAGAUUCAAACAGGGGUCAUCCAGAAAACCUCCUGCCGUGCCCAUCAGAGAUCCCACGUCUCAGCCUGGAGUGGGUACACACUUGGCCUGACUCAGAAGACCUGCCCGAGUCUAGUCUGGGGCCAGCUCUCCCGACAAGCAGAUGUGUAGCUCAGGCUGCUGUGCUCAACCUCCCCGACCCCAGGCUUCACCUCUAACAUAAAGUAGAAAUCGUGCCUGCCCUGCCUACCUCACAGGGUUUUGAGAACUGUAGAUGUUAGAAUUUCAGGGAUUAGAAAUUAUCGACCCCAUUCUCAUUAUCCAUGAGACCCCGAGAGGUUAAAUAACACGUCCAAGGUCACGCAUCUAGUGGCAGAGCUAGACCUCAGGUCUUGUGGCUCCUCUAUUCGUUGUUGAUACUAUUAUUGCACGUAUCAUGCUUUAUUUGUUUACCUGUCCACCAUCCACGCAGAAGUGUAAGCCCCUAGAGGGCAGGGAUCCACUCUCACGCUCCUUUUUAAUCUAGCGCCUGGUACAUACUAAAGGUGCUCAAUAAACAUGUGUUGACCUAAACUGAUCUUGACUCCUAGUUCAAGUGCUCCUUCUACACCAUGCUGUCUCUGAUCUCAGAAAUCUGUACUGCCAGCCCAGCUGCCCACAAAAAGUAUGAAAACUUGCAGGUGUUUUAGAGAAAAAGACAAGAUGCUCAACUGCUUUGCAAUGUGCUUUAGGGUCCUGUAGUCUAGAGCACAGAAUCCAUUUGAAUAAAGACAU
Balaenoptera musculus (blue whale) is the source of this 2331-nucleotide messenger RNA. RefSeq names its product C-type lectin domain family 2 member L (gene CLEC2L). NCBI's taxonomy places the organism in Eukaryota, Metazoa, Chordata, Mammalia, Artiodactyla, Balaenopteridae. The record is from RefSeq and is a predicted model, not a curated record. The coding region runs from base 223 to 1059 and encodes 278 amino acids. The transcript is spliced from 5 exons.